CAAACGCGUGCAACUUUCCAAUCCCUCUCCUUUUUUCCUCUUUCACUCGGAAGCCUACAUCUGUCUCUCUCGCUCUCUCAGGCACACAUCAAACCAUUGGUGGUGGCGUCCCUGACUCUAUAAAUUCACCGUAGCCUAAUCUUGACCUUUCCAAGCUUAUAGAUAAUGCCAUAUAUGGCGUCGCCGUUUGUGGGAGAGCCACCAACGGGUGACAUGCCGCCGGGCUAUCGCUUCUACCCAACUGAAGAGGAGCUCGUUUUGUUCUACCUUCGCAACAAGCUCGCCGGGAAGCGCCCGGAGAUCGACCGUGUCAUCCCCGUCGUCCAUGGCAUUUACCAGCUCGAGCCGUGGCAGCUCCCAAAGCGUUCGGGAGAGUUGUGCCGGAAAGACACUGAGCAGUGGUUUUUCUUCACGCCGAGGCCGGAGAGGGAAGUUCACGGAGGGCGGCCCUGCCGGACCUUGGCUUCCGGCUACUGGAAGUCCAGCGGCUCUCCCGACUACGUGUAUUCAUCAUCGGAUGGAAGAGUGAUUGGGUUGAAGAAGACAAUGGUGUUUUACAAAGGCAAGGCUGGAUCUGGAAAAAAAACCAAGUGGAAGAUGAAUGAGUACAGAGCCAUUGAAACAGAAGAAGAAGCUGCAAUCCCGAGGGUAAGGCAUGAGCUGAGUUUGUGCAGAGUUUACGUCGUAUGGGGAAGCUUCCGAGGAUUUGAACGCCGGCCAGUAGGGGCGGAGGACGUCGGAGCAGUGAGGCGGCGGGUUCACAGAUAUGAUGGCUCCGCGACUAGAGCUUCUCAGGAGUCUAAAAGAGUGGAGAAAGCAGGCUCCUCUGAAAGUUCAUCAUAUUUAGGAGAAGAGCAGUUUGACGUUGCAGAGACCAAAUCGGGCUUGGCUGCUGCAAGUAAUGGCGGCCUAGUCCCGGACUUGGAACCCCUAUGGGAGUGGGAGCAGCUCAAUCUGAUCUAACUAGCAAGAAUUAAGUUGCCUCUUUGUUUGUAUUAAGUAAGAAUAGUAUGGAUAAUGUAAUUUAUACAUUAUUUAUGUACACUUUAAACUGGGGUUUAAGUUUAGUUAAUUUUAGUUAAGUCUUAAUAAAUUUUAAUACUUAAUAAUUAUUUUUCGUCAAA
Molecule: messenger RNA, 1124 nt
Organism: Diospyros lotus (date-plum)
Lineage: Eukaryota; Viridiplantae; Streptophyta; Magnoliopsida; Ericales; Ebenaceae
Product: NAC domain-containing protein 90-like
Exons: 3
Coding region: 166-963 (265 amino acids)
Biological process (GO): regulation of DNA-templated transcription
Molecular function (GO): DNA binding
Source: RefSeq, a predicted model, not a curated record